UAUCCGUUUUCAUUUUUUUUAUCUUAUGGAAUCUGUCUUUGUCUUAUCACAUCCCCUGAAGUUUUAUACUUUUUUUUUUCUUUGGUCCGAUUCAUAAUUAUCUGAUUUGUCUUUUCUUGUUCUAUGUUCUAAAUCAAGUAGUAGUAGUAAUGAAAGAAGUAACUAUUCCUAGUGAAUUUAAAGAUACGACUUUUUUUUUUUUUCUUUAUCUUCUGAGGGUUUAUGUGAUCUUGCUUUUACUCCGGAAUCUGUAAUAGAUCUGUCAUCUUCUUGUUGGGUUCUUGAUCUAUCUUUUGGAUUUAUUCAAAAAUGUUCAAAGCUAUGGACUUUGAUUCAAUCUUCUUUUUCUUUAGGAUUUCUCUGAAACCAAGGAUCCAAUUUAUACUCUCUGGAUCACACUUCUGUGAUAUGUAUGUGAUUGGUUGCUUCUGGCUAAAACUAUAUAAAGUUUAGACAUUUACAUGAAAGUUCCUCUCUUUUGCUUUGGACUUCUUUGCUUGCUCUUAUGCAAGUAUACUUAAACACUAUGUGAUACAUAGUUGUGUGAUCUACUCCUAAACCGGUUUCAAUAUUUCUGGUAUUGCUAUCUCUUAGGUAAAGCUAAUAGGGUCUGAUUCGUUUGUUUUUUUCACUGAAGAAUUGGAAGGAAGUGAUUUCUUGUGAAACAGAAAAGAAGUAUGGGUACUCACAUCGAUUUCAACAACUUAGGCGGCGAUUUGUCUGGAGGGAAUGAGUGUAAUACUAACCAGUCAAAGCCAUUGGUGAGGCAGUCUUCGUUAUUUUCCUUAACGUUUGAUGAGCUUCAAAGUACAUUAGGUGAGCCAGGGAAAGAUUUUGGGUCAAUGAAUAUAGAUGAGCUACUCAAGAACAUAUGGACUACUGAGGAUACUCAAGCCAUUAUGACUGCUACAUCUUCGGUUGCAGCAGCGAGACCUAGUGGUUGUGUUCCGGGAGGGAAUGCUUUACAGAGGCAAGGCUCCUUGACUUUGCCUAGAACGCUUAUUCAGAAGACUGUCGAUGAAGUCUGGAAAUACUUGAAUUCGAAAGAAGGUAGCAAUGGGAAUACUGGAACGGAUGCGCCUGAGAGGCAACAGACUUUAGGGGAAAUGACUCUGGAGGAUUUCUUGCUCCGUGCUGGCGUUGUUAAAGAAGAUAAUGCUCAGCAGAACGAAAACAGUAGUACCGGGUUUUAUGCUAACAACGGGGCUGCUGGUUUGGGGUUUGGAUUUGGUCAGCCGAAUCAAAACAGCAUAUCGUUCAACGGCAACAAUAAUUCUAUGAUCAUGAAUAAAGCACCUGGUUUAGGCCUCAAAGUUGGUGGAACCAUGCAGCAGCAGCCACAUCAGCAGCAGUUGCAGCAGCCACAUCAGAGACUGCCUCCAACUAUCUUUCCAAAACAAACGAAUGUAACAUUUGCAGCGCCUGUGAAUAUGGUCAACAGGGGUUUAUUUGAGAGUGGCGCAGAUGGUCCAGUCAACAGUAAUAUGGGAGGAGCAGGGGCCACUGUUACAGCUACUUCUCCUGGGACGAGCAGUGCAGAAAACAAUGCUUGGUCAUCACCAGUUCCUUAUGUGUUUGGUCGGGCAAGAAGAAGCAAUACCGGCCUGGAGAAGGUUGUUGAGAGAAGGCAAAAGAGAAUGAUCAAGAAUCGGGAAUCCGCUGCUAGAUCAAGGGCUCGAAAGCAGGCUUAUACCUUGGAACUGGAAGCCGAGAUUGAAAGUCUCAAGCAAGUGAAUCAAGAUUUGCAGAAAAAACAGGCUGAAAUUAUGAAAACUCAGAAUAGUGAGCUAAAGGAAUCGUCGAAGCAGCCUCCAUUGCUGGCCAAAAGACAAUGCUUGAGAAGAACCCUUACCGGUCCGUGGUAAGAAGGUGAAGUCAAAGCAAGAAGAGCCUGCUAAUGUAAUACAUCACCAAAAAUAAGACAUUGGGAGACUAAUAUGUAAUAGAUGAUAGUGCUACUGUACAGGAGAGAUUACAGAGACUCUUACAAUGUAGAAAUCUUUGAGCUGAAUAUAACUAAGAGUGCUAAGUAUCAGAAGCUUUCAAUAUGAAUUCAUAAUUUUCAUAUAUAUAUGUAAACUUUCCUA
Molecule: messenger RNA, 2087 nt
Organism: Arabidopsis lyrata subsp. lyrata
Lineage: Eukaryota; Viridiplantae; Streptophyta; Magnoliopsida; Brassicales; Brassicaceae
Product: ABSCISIC ACID-INSENSITIVE 5-like protein 4
Exons: 4
Coding region: 678-1865 (395 amino acids)
Biological process (GO): positive regulation of DNA-templated transcription
Cellular component (GO): nucleus
Molecular function (GO): DNA-binding transcription factor activity
Source: RefSeq, a predicted model, not a curated record